AUGAGGUCGCAAGACUCCCUCAACGGAGCAGGACCUUCCAGGCCAGCGACAUUUGGUGCGGGCCCUACCCUACCUUCCAACAGUUCCAUGGACGAGAAAAGGGGAUCAUCCUCGUCUACGUCGUCAGAAUCAGGAUUCCGUGCUCUCUCGAAACUCUUGGCGGAGCGGAAUCCUCCAGUGCCCAGAGCUUCUGCCCAACCCAUCCUCCCACUCACACAACCGAUCGGAAACGCUCUAAACGAACCAGUCCAGGCAUACGGACCUUACAAGCCAGUGGCUGUUCCGCCCGUAAACGAUCCAAUAUUGGCCCUGUUCACGAACCUCAUCAUGAAGCAUGGGAGGAAAGGCGAUGCUCAGCGAGCCAUCGCUGACAUGUUGGCGGCUCUACACGUAGCGACCAAUCAAAACCCAAUUGAUCUGGUACACCGAGCUGUUCUUCUGGCUUCCCCUUCGUUCCGAGUCAUCUCCAUCGUCCGAGGUGCCAAGCGAAUGUACGCUCCCCGUGCUCUCCUCGAGAGACAGAGAAUACAUCAGGGGAUCGCAUGGAUUAAGAAGGCAUCACUGAAAUAUGAGAAGAGGCUACACCUGCCCAAGCGGUUGGCGAAAGAGAUCCUCUUGGUGUUGGAAGGCUCUAGUGAAGUCUUUGGUUGGGUCGAAGAGAGGCACAAGGUGGCAAUGGUGAACAGGGCCAACAUGAAGCUCAGAGGAUAG
Kockovaella imperatae is the source of this 711-nucleotide messenger RNA. Its product is annotated as ribosomal protein S7 domain-containing protein. Gene Ontology annotation, cellular component: ribosome. The coding region runs from base 1 to 711 and encodes 236 amino acids. Gene Ontology annotation, biological process: ribosomal small subunit assembly; translation. The transcript is spliced from 3 exons. The record is from RefSeq and is a predicted model, not a curated record. NCBI's taxonomy places the organism in Eukaryota, Fungi, Basidiomycota, Tremellomycetes, Tremellales, Cuniculitremaceae. Gene Ontology annotation, molecular function: structural constituent of ribosome; mRNA binding; rRNA binding.